This is a messenger RNA of Epinephelus moara (kelp grouper), 2311 nucleotides long. Its product is annotated as zinc finger BED domain-containing protein 4-like. Lineage: Eukaryota; Metazoa; Chordata; Actinopteri; Perciformes; Serranidae. The record is from RefSeq and is a predicted model, not a curated record. Bases 1037 to 1672 code for a protein of 211 amino acids. The transcript has 2 exons.
CAUAGUUUACCGAGCCAUACAUACAAGUCCAAUGCUUGGCGUCACUUCGGAUUUUUCAAAAAGGACGGAAACCUUGAUAAGUCCCAAGCAAUUUGUGAGAUAUGCCGUCUUGCUAUAAAGUACACAGGCAGCACGACCAACCUGAUAACUCACCUGAAACGACGACACAGUGUGGCUGAAGAAGCCCCCUCGGUAUUAGCCAACUCGCCCGGCUCGGAUCAUGCCUCGGAUUCACCUCAUGCUACUAGUAGCUCCAGCGGCGCUAACAAACAGCCAAGCAUCAGUACUUUUUUCCAAACUCCGCUGGGCGCAAACUCUGCCCGCGCCAAGGUAAUAACUAAAGCCAGUGCUUUCUAUAUAUGCAAAGAUAUCCAGCUGUACAGUGCUACAGAGGGUGAGGGCUUUGAAUACCUCAUGAGCGUCCUGGAGCCGAGGUAUAAAAAGCCAGGCAGGAAGGUUUUCGCUGAAAAAGAAAUACCCGAGCUGUACCAGAAAGUAAAACAAGACAUAGCUAAAUCAAUGCAUAAUGCUAAUACAGUCGCCAUGACAAUUGAUGGCUGGAUGUCUUGUGCUACAGACUCGUUUGUCACUGUCACAGCACAUUACAUUGACGAAGAGUGGGCUUUGCAAAGCCAUGUGCUACAAACGCGCAAGUUUACCGAGGCCCACACAGGGAAGAAUCUAGCAGCCUUGCUGCAGGAAGUUUUCCGCGAGUGGAAAUUACAAGACAAGAAAACAGCCUUGGUCACAGAUAACGCCUCGAACAUGCUACUGGCUGCAGCUUUGGCAAAAGUGGGUCUACAUGUGAGAUGCGUCGCGCACCUACUCAACUUGGCUUCACAUAAAGCCCUGAAAGUGGAAAAGGUUUUGGAGCUACUGGUGAAACUGAGAAAGGUGAGUGUACUUUGGAGAGUAGGCCUACCAACCAAAUCUUGUUAUACAUGUACCUGUACUGUAUAAUGACAAAGUUUAUUUCAUUCAUUCACUCACUCACUCAUUCAUUCAUCCAUCCAUUCAGGUGGUUACAUUUUUUCACAUGAGCCCAAAGGCAACUGAACUGCUACGUGAAACCCAGACCCAGCUCAACUUGCCAAAGCACAAGCUGAUCCAUGAUGUUCCCACGAGAUGGAACAGUUCCCUUGACAUGCUGGCGCGUUUCUGGGAACAGCAGCCUGCCGUGCUGAAUACUUUGCUCUCAAGGAAAAUCAAGAAGGACGAAGACAUGGCCAGGCUGAGUGAAGACGACAUGGCACUGAUCCAAGAAGUCGUCAAACUGAUGACUCCCCUGAAAGUGGCAACCACACUCCUCAGCGAGGAAAAGAAUCCCACCAUCACAAUGAUCUCUCCACUCCAGGCGAAACUGCAGAAGCACUUCCAGGCAAAAGAAAGUGAUCUGCCUGAGAUUUCAGAGAUGAAACGACGAUUCAACCAGGACUUUUCCGGCCACUAUGCCAAUAUCCAAGACACCCUCCACUGUGCCACAGCCCUUGACCCACGCUUCAAGGACCUGGCGUUCCUUGAUGAUGAAACCACCAAGGACACAAUCUUCAUGAAGAUUGCUGCAGAGGUGGUGAACAUGGAUGGAGAGGAGAUGAUGUCCCUGAGCCUCCAGCGAAGAAAACAGCCUUGGACCAGAUGUUUGGGGGCUUCCUCACUCCAAGAGCACCACUGAAGACCACAAGGGAGAGAGCUAAGAAGGAAAUCUUGAAAUAUCGGGAGAGGGCUUCUCUAGAUCUGAGUGGUGAUGUGUUACAGUGGUGGAGAUAUCAAGGAGAUCUUCCACUGCUUGCAGCUUUGGCAAAGCACUAUCUGUCCAUUCCAGCAACAAGUGUAGCGUCGGAGCGAGUAUUUAGCACAGCAGGUGACAUAGUCACAGCCCAGCGCAGUUUACUUGCCCCUGAACAUGUGGAUCAGCUGGUAUUCAUGAAGAAAAACCUUAAAAAAAGACAUUUGUCUUAAGUUUGCUGUUAUGAUAAUGGUGAGGCUGGUGUUGUUUAUGUAGGCCUAAUCUUUAUUUUUGUUGUUAUGACAGACCUGUUUUGUGACUGUUUAUCUGUUUAGUCUAAAUUGUUAAUGACAUGUCCUGACUCCUGACAGCUUUGUAGGCUGAGCUCCACUACUGUUAGGCCUAUGUGCCUUUUGUGAAUAGGCCAACUUAUUUAUGUUGACAAACACCUCCUCAAUGCUUAAGUAGCCUAAUUUAAGAGAUCUGUCUUCAUUUGUUAUAAGCCUCUUAAUGAUGAGAAGUAUGGUACUGCUUAUAUGUUCUUGAAGGAACAAUAAAGUUGAGUUGAAUUUGCACAGAUUUGCA